This is a messenger RNA of Pseudomassariella vexata, 1599 nucleotides long. Its product is annotated as MFS quinate transporter QutD. Gene Ontology annotation, biological process: carbohydrate transport; transmembrane transport. Lineage: Eukaryota; Fungi; Ascomycota; Sordariomycetes; Amphisphaeriales; Pseudomassariaceae. The record is from RefSeq and is a predicted model, not a curated record. The transcript has 4 exons. Gene Ontology annotation, molecular function: carbohydrate:proton symporter activity. The coding region runs from base 1 to 1599 and encodes 532 amino acids. Gene Ontology annotation, cellular component: membrane.
AUGAAGAACCCUUUCUUAAUCGUAGAAGACCCCAUCCGGCCUGUCCCCAAAGCUGCAUACGGAUGGCGUAUCUACACUCUUGCCAUCUCGGCUUCGUGGGCGACCGCCAUGAACGGCUACGACGUGGCCUUCAUCGGCGGCACCCUGGCCCUGCCCUCGUUCCAGCAGGAGUACGGCUUUAAGCAAGGCACCGAAGCCUACACCUCGUUUUCGUCCAACCUCAUAUCCAUUUUCGUAGGAGGCUGUUUCUUUGGCGGACUGAUAGGGUACUACUUCUCCGAAGUAUACGGUAGAAAGAAGCAGCUUAUUGGGUCGGGGAUGGUGUUUGCUGUGGGUGCCACGAUGCAGGUAUUGAAUGGCGGGAAACUGAGUCUCUUGUAUAUCGGCCGUGUUGCGACUGGGUUAGGGGUCGGCGCAUCUGCUAUGUGCGCCCCGAUCUACAUCGCUGAGUCUUCUCCGCCGCCAAUACGCGGUCGACUUGUUGGGAUAUUCGAUAUAUGUCUGGAGAUGUUUGCUUGUAUUGGGUUCUGGAUUAACUACGGCGUCGAAAGGACUAUACCACCAUCGAGGAAACAGUGCCAGGUCCCGUUUGCGGUUCAACUGAUCCCUGCAGGCCUUCUGUUGGUGUCGAUGCCAUUUAUGAAAGAGUCGCCCAGGUGGUUGGCGAGGCAGGGACGCGUUGAAGAAGCCAGGAAGGUUUUGUCUUAUGUUUACCAUUUGCCAGAAGACCAUCCGUAUGUCCAGAUGGAGAUUGGAGAGAUGCAGGCUCAUAUUGAUAGAGAAGCUCAAAUGUUCGGUAGAAGUUUCUGGAAAAGCACAUGGAAAGAAGCUGCCAAGGCUGGGAUCCGCAACCGCAUUAUUCUGGCAGUUUGCCUGAAGGUGCUGAUGAGUUUUACCGGGGUACAGGCUAUCAACUACUACAGCCCCCGCGUAUUCCAGUCGAUCGGACUCAGGGGUACAUCAACACAACUCUUGGUUACUGGGUUUUACGGCCAAGUCAAAUUCUUCUCCGCACUCGCAGCUAUUGUGUUUGCCAUCGACUCGCUCGGGCGACGACCACUCUUGAUUUUCGGCUCCGUCGGAUGCCUCAUCCCAAUGUUCUACCUCGGCACAUACAGCAAGAUUAGCAACUCAUUCAACAGCAGCAUGAACGAGCCAGAUACCGGCGGCUACGUAGCAGUCGUCAUGACCUUCCUAUUCGCCAUCUCCUUCGCGGUAUCCUGGUUGAGUCCUCCGCGCGUCUUCGCGUCCGAGAUCUUCCCUAACAGAGUCCGCAGUCUGGGUUUCGCGGUAUCCAUGAGUGCCUCGUGGAUCGCACAAUUUAUAGUAGUGUAUUCAGCCCCCUAUAUGAUUGCUCGUAUCCAGUUUGGUAUGUUCUUUUUCUACGGUAGCUGCACCACCUUCGCAGUGAUGUUCGUUUAUCUCUUCGUGCCGGAGACUAAGGGCGUUUCGAUGGAACAUAUGGAUUUCAUUUUCAAUGGCAGUGUCUGGGGCCUCAAGGCUAGGAGGGAUGCGGAGGAGAAGAUUGCGCAGCAUGAGGCGAUCAUUAUGGGUAUCGAUGCGGGAAUUGGCACGUCGGAGGAUAAAGAAAGUGUUUAG